Messenger RNA from Helianthus annuus (common sunflower), 6107 nucleotides. RefSeq lists its product as uncharacterized. Gene Ontology annotation, biological process: nuclear polyadenylation-dependent snoRNA catabolic process; nuclear polyadenylation-dependent snRNA catabolic process; exonucleolytic trimming to generate mature 3'-end of 5.8S rRNA from tricistronic rRNA transcript (SSU-rRNA, 5.8S rRNA, LSU-rRNA). Lineage: Eukaryota; Viridiplantae; Streptophyta; Magnoliopsida; Asterales; Asteraceae. The coding region runs from base 583 to 5679 and encodes 1698 amino acids. Gene Ontology annotation, molecular function: 3'-5'-RNA exonuclease activity; polyribonucleotide nucleotidyltransferase activity; nucleotide binding. Gene Ontology annotation, cellular component: nucleolus; nuclear exosome (RNase complex). The transcript has 51 exons. The record is from RefSeq and is a predicted model, not a curated record.
UUCAAAUAAACAAAAUACUUGGGGAGUGAAGGGGGUUGGUCAGAUGGAUUGUUCUGGACUUGUGAAUUUGGUUUCGAUUUUAUAAUGAGGAGGAUCUGACGCCUUCAAUUCUAUUUCUUCCUCUGCAAGAAACUCACAAACCAUAAUUUAAUUCAUAUAUUGUUAUAUCUUCACUACAUUCCUUCAUUUUGCAACUCUCUCUAUCUCUCUCUCUGCUGACCGCCGUUGACCACCAGUCGCCACCACCGUUCUCUCACUCCUCACUCUCCUCCGCCGCUCACCAUUCCUCAAUCAUCUCUCAACAGCUAAUUUCCACUUCCUUACACGCGCCGCCGAGCGGUUAACUCUGCGAUCAACCCUAACGCCUCCGCAAAUCGUUUCCGGCGACUUUGAUAACCACUAAACCACCAUCAGUUACCGAAAUGACUGAAUUUUGACUGUAACAAGUUCGAUUAACCUGCUACGAAGGUAACGAUCUAUCCAUGUGCUUUAUGUUUAGUUCGUUGUUGUUAAAAGAACGAGAGGUUUUCGCGUGACUGAAACUCUGGUUUGAAAUCAGUUGUUUCCAGAGAUAGUAUUGCAAUGGGGACACCAAAGGCGAAAGUUUCUUUUCAGCUAGCGUCUGUUGGUAGGAGACCACAGGAGGAGUAUGGAAUACGGGUCGACAAUUCUAAUAAUCCAUUUGAACAUGUUUGGUUGCAGACUAGUGAGGAUGGGUCUAGGAGGAUACACCCAUUGGAAAAACAUUCAGUCAUGGAUUUUAUUAAUAAGACGGCAAGUGAUGUAGAGCCUGUAAAACCACCUCCCGUUGAGAGUACAUCUCUCAAGGUCGUACAAGAUGUAAAAGGUCUGAAGGAGUUAGUUGCCAAAUUGUGUGGUGCCAAUGAAUUUGCGGUCAAUUUGAAAGGCAAUCAAUAUCGAUCUUUUCAAGGGUUAACUUGCUUGAUGCAAAUAUCUACUAGAACAGAAGAUUUUAUUGUGGAUACAUUGAAACUACGGGUUCAUAUUGGCCCAUAUCUGCGAGAGGUUUUCAAGGAUCCUACCAAAAGAAAGGUUAUGCAUGGAGCUGAUCAAUGUAUAAUAUGGCUGCAACGUGACUUUGGUAUAUAUGUUUGCAAUAUGUUUGAUACUGUACAGGCCUCAAAGGUGUUAAAGUUUGAGGAGAAUUCUCUAGAGUUUCUAUUAAGACACUUUUGCAAGGUUGCAGCACAUGAAGAAUACGAAAAUGCAGAUUGGCGAUUGCGGCCAUUGACUGAUGAAAUGCUGAGAUAUGCCAGAGAGGACACGCAUUAUCUUCUGUUCCUAUACGAUCUUAUGCAAAGGAGGCUGCUUUUAUCACCAACAGAUCCAGAGUGCCCUGAAGCACCACCUCUUGUUGAGGUAUACCAACGUAGUUCCGAUAUAUGUAUGCAGCUCUAUCAGAAAGAGAUUUCGACUGAGAAUUCAUAUCUAAACAUAUACGGGUUGCAUGCUGCUGAUCUUCACGCCCAGCAACUUGCCAUUGUUGCAGAACUAUAUAAGUGGAGAGAUGCUACUGCCCGUGAAGUAGAUGAAAGUACAUGUUAUAUAUUGCCAGACAAAGUACUUAUAGAAAUUGCAAAGCAGAUGCCAGUGACAACUCUAAAAUUGUGCCACUUAUUGAAGUCGAGACACCCGUAUAUUGUGCGAAACCUUGGUCUCGUUGUUACCAUUAUUACGAACUCCAUGCAGAAUGCUGUUGCAUUUGAACCUGUUGCCAAGAAAUUGAAAGAAGAACACUUUGACAUGCGGGAUGCAAAAAAUGUUACAGUUGCUAAUCGUAAAGAACCAGCAGAAGUUGCAGGAAGUGAAAGUACUAGUAAUGCUGUCGAAGAUGACACUUUUGAAAAGGAAGUUGGAAACUUUGAAGUUGGAGCGAACCAAAACCACAAAUUAGGUAGGCCACAGGAGAAGUAUAACAUACGGGUCGACAAUUCUUAUCGGCCAUUUGAACAUGUUUGGUUGCAGAGAAGUGAGGAUGGGUCCAGGUUGAUACACCCAUUUGAGGAAUAUUCAGUCAUGGAUUUUAUUGAUAAGACGGUAAGUGAUGUAGAGCCUGUAAAACCACCUCCAGUUGAAACUACACCUUUCAAGCUCGUACAAGAUGUAAAAGAUCUGAAGGAGUUAGCUACUAAAUUGCGUGAUACGGAUGAAUUUUCGGUUGCUUUGAAACAGAAUCAACAUCGUUCUUUUCAAGGGUUGACUUGCUUGAUGCAAAUAUCUACUAGAACAGAAGAUUUUAUUGUGGACGCAUUUAAACUACGGGUUCAAAUUGGCCUGUAUUUGCGAGAGGUUUUCAAGGAUCCUACCAAAAGAAAGGUUAUGCAUGGAGCUGAUCGAUGUAUUCUAUGGCUGCAACGUGACUUUGGUAUAUAUGUUUGCAAUAUGUUUGAUACUGGACAGGCGUCAAAGGUGCUAAAGUUGGAGGAGGAUUCUCUAGAGUAUCUAUUGAGCCACUUUUGCGAGGUUCCUGCAAAUGAAGAAUACAACAAUGCAGAUUGGCGAGUGCGGCCGUUGACUGAUGCAAUGUUAAGACAUGCCAGAGAAGACACGCAUUAUCUUCUGUUUAUAUAUGAUCUUAUGCGAAGGAGACUGCUUUUAUCACCAACAGAUCCAGAACGCCCUGAAGCACCACCUGUUAUUGAGGUAUACCAACGCAGUUACAAUAUAUGUAUGCAGCUCUAUCAGAAAGACAUUCUGACUGAGAAUUCAUAUCUAAACAUAUAUGGGUUGCGUGCCGCUGAUCUUAAUGGUCAGCAACUUGCCAUCGUUGCAGGACUUUGUGAGUUGAGAGAUUAUAUUGCCCGUGAAGUAGAUGAAAGUACAUGCUAUAUAUUGCCAGACAAAGUUCUUAUAGAAAUUGCAAAGAAAAUGCCAGUGACAACUCUAAAAUUGUGCCACAUAUUGAAGAGGAGACACCCGUAUAUUGAGCGAAACCUUGAUUUCGUAAUUAGCAUUAUUACGAAUUCUGUGCAGAAAGCUGCUGCGUUUGAACCUGCUGCCAAGAAACUGAAGGAAGAGCACAUUGAAAUGAUAGCUACAAGAAAUAUUAAAUUUGCUAAUGUUGAAGAAGCAACCGAAGUUGAAGGAAGUGAAAGUACUAGCAAUGUUGUUGAAGAUGACACAUUUGAAAAGAAAGUUGGAAACGUUAUUGUUGGAGCGAACCAAAACCAUAAAUUAGAAGUAUCUUCUGCUUCGAGAAUAAGCAUUGAGGUACAUAAGAAGCCAAGUUGUGCGUUUGGAGCCAUGUUUGGAAAUGAAGCAGGAAAGAGAAAGUACAAUCUUGAAUCAAAGGCAGCCGAGGAGAUUAAGGUUGUGCACAAACAUUCGGUGUCACUCCCAUCCCCUUCUUUUACUGAUAGAACCGAGCCAAGUCGUGAAUCUGAUGGUGCCAUAGCUCCAGAUAAAGAAGCAACAACUUUAUUUUCUGACUACCAUACAGUUUACAUUCCUGUAGGAGAUAGACACAUAAUAGUUGAGACUGGUAAAAUAGGAAGACAAGCUAGUGGAUCUGUUACCAUAAGAGAUGGAGGAACUAUUAUCUAUACAUCUGUUUGUAUGUCUAAUGUUUCAAGUGAGCCUUCUGACCUUCUUCCUAUGAUUGUACAUUAUCAAGAGCGCCUUUCAGCAGCUGGUAAAACUAGCGGAGGAUAUUUUAAACGGGAGGGAAGGAUUAAAGACCAUGAGGUACUUGUUUGUAGACAAAUUGAUAGGGCAUUGCGGCCAACCAUGCCUAAGGACUUCUACCAUGAAACUCAAAUACGAUCUGAGGUUUGGAGCUAUGAUGGUUUGCACUCCUCAGAUUCUCUGGCUAUUACAGCAGCUGGAAUUGCAGUAGCUCUCUCAGAAGUGCCAAACACAAACACUGUAGCAGGAGUUAGGGUCGGUUUAAUUGAUGAUAAGUUUGUUGUGAAUCCUACAACCAUGGAGAUGAAAGAAUCCAAACUGGAUUUAUUGUUAGCAGGCUCAGAAUCUGGGAUAUUAAUGAUAGAGGGUUACUGUGACUUUCUUCCUGAAGAGAAGUUGCUUCAAGCGAUAGAAGUUGCCAAGGAUGCUGUAAGAGCCAUAUGCGAACAGGUGGACAAUUUGGUAAAAAAGCAUGGGAAACCCAAAUUGCUUGAUUCGUUUAAAUUACCUCCACCUGAACUGUAUAAGCAUGUAGAAGAAAUUGCCGGUGAUGAGUUAGUCAAGAUACUACAAAUAAAAGACAAAAUACCAAGAAGGGAAGCCCUCUCGUCAUUAGCAGAAAAGGUUGUAAGUAGACUUACGCAGGUGGAAGAAUCUGUUGUUGAUGGCGAAUUUGAUGAAGGCUAUGUUCCCCUCUUCCCGAAUCAUUUUUACCCCAAGGAUGUGAAACUGGUGUUCAAACGUGUGUGUUCUGAGUACCUGCGAAAACAGAUAGUGAAGGGAGGGAAACGAAGUGAUGGCAGAACUCUAGAGGAGAUACGCGGUAUUUACUCAGAAUGCAGGUUUCUUCCUAGUGCACAUGGAAGUGCUCUUUUCACACGUGGGGAAACCCAGUCAGUGGCAGUGGUUACCCUUGGUGAUAAACGGAUGGCACAAAGAAUAGACAACCUUGUGGGUACGGAAGAUGUAAAAAAGUUCUAUCUUCAGUAUUCAUUCCCAUCAUCAUGUGUUGGGGGAGUAGGACGAAUUGGAGCACCAAGUAGAAGAGAAAUUGGUCACGGUACACUAGCAGAACGAGCCCUAAAACCAUGCUUGCCUUCUGAAGAUGAUUUUCCGUAUACGAUACGUGUUGAGAGCAACAUAACUGAAAGUAAUGGAUCUUCAAGCAUGGCAUCCGUUUGCGGGGGAUGCCUUGCAUUACAAGACGCUGGUGUACCGUUAAAGAGCUCUAUUGCGGGAAUAGCAAUGGGUUUGGUUCUAGACACACAGGAAUCUGGCGGAGAUGGAACACCACUUAUUUUAUCUGACAUCACCGGCUCGGAGGAUGCUUCUGGAGAUAUGGACUUAAAGGUUGCUGGGAAUGAAGAUGGAGUAACAGCAUUUCAAAUGGAUAUAAAGGUAGGUGGAAUUACUUUGUCAACAAUGAAGCAGGCUUUGCUGCAAGCAAAGGAAGGGCGAAAGCGUAUUCUUGCUGAGAUGUUGAAAUGCUCACCUCCCCCCUCAAAGAAGCUUGCUAAGCAUGCUCCACUUAUACUUGUUAUGAAGGUUGAACCUGAUAAAGUGAACCUUAUUAUUGGCUCUGGGGGUAGAAAUGUCAAGAGUAUUAUUAAAGAGACUGGUGUGGAGUAUGUUGACACUCAAGAUAAUGGAACAGUCAAAAUAACUUCAAGAGAUUUGGCAAGCUUAGAAAAAGCUAAAGCUAUUAUUAGUAACCUGACAAUGGUUCCAAUUGUUGGUGAUGUAUACAGGAACUGUAAAAUCACAGCUGUUGUUCGCUUUGGUGUUUUUAUAGAGAUAGCACCAGGCCGAGUGGGACUUUGUCAUGUUAGUGAAUUAAGUCUAGACCAGAUGUCAACACCAUACGAUGCUUUUAAGGUCGGAGACAUUGUGGAUGUCAAGCUCAUUAAGAUCAAUGAAAAAGGACAGCUUUGUUUAAGCCGAAAACAGCUGCUUCCAGAUCAGGGUACUGAUAACCCUAAUAAAAGUCAGCGUACAGCUGGCGGGUCAAACGACGGUGGCAGAUCAGGGUGCUGAUAAACCUAAUGUAGGCUGUUCCAUGUUUGAGGGAAGUUGCAUGAUUAACUUAUGAAUUUUAUCCCUCCUGAAAUUAAAUUAAAGAGGCUGCUUUAUAAGUUGUGAAGAAACAUAGGAUGCGUCUUGGGCAUCCAUUUUUCACAUUCAAGCAUUUGUAGCGUAGCUCAUGGACAUUUACAAAGGCUUCCUGAUAUCAACAUCUGGUUGAGGCCAUCGAACAUGUUGUAUGAACCUGUUGUAUUUGAUUUGUCAAUGUUGGUGUCUGAAUUUUGAGUUUAUGUUGUUUUAGUGAAGAACUCUCCCCUUUGUUUCCGGGACGUGUUGUGUUCCACUUGAACAACGUUUGAAGACUUUGUAUUGGGAUUUAGGAGCCCUUGUAACAACUUAUUUGCUAUGUUUAUUUCAAGUUAUUGCGACGUUUAAUCUUU